AUGGGUUCCACUCGGCAGCCGGAUGGUUUGAAGGUUGGCACGGGGAACCCACUGCUGCAGCAGGUGCAAGCGGUUGUUGCGCCACUGGGGACUGCGCACACCAACAGCAGCAGCAACCACAGCAGCUCUAGCAGCAGCAGGCCUGAGGAGACAUUUCCGGAAUACAACAGGCAUCUGGCAUGGGCUCUCGAGCAAGAUCUGGCGGGCGUGGUCGGCACCCGAGCGCUGUACGUGGCCGGGGGAUGGGGAGGGUGGCUGAGCUGGGGGAGGUUCAGCAUGCUGGGAGAGAUGCACAGCCUUUUGCCCAGGAGGUACAAGAAGAACCUGAAGGGGCUGGUGGUCCUCCAGCAUACACCGGUGCUGCACUCCUUCUUCGAGUUCGCCAAUCUCUUCCUCAGCCCCAAGUUUUACCGGAAGCUGGAGUUUUGCGACGGGGUCGCGGAGCUGGCGAGCAAGUUUCCCAGUGAAAUCAUCGAGGUGCAGGGAGACGAGACGUGGACACCGCCUCCCUUGCCACCUCCUCCUCUCCAAUCGGCUCCAAGACCCGCUUCGCCGCUGCUUCGCAACGGCGGCACCAAGGGAGCGGCGAUCAAAGAACGUUCCCGCCGCGGAUCAUUGGACAAGAACUUCUCUACCAGUUCGGCCGCCGCUUCCGGAACCACGAUGACCACCGACCCGAACACGCCUUCCCCGGUGGCUGCUGCGCCGUGCACCGCUAGCAGCGCUAGUCGGGUGACCAUCUUGGGCAACACCACCCCGGCUUCCGGCAACAUUGACGCUGGCACCGCCGUCAAGAUCAGGAAGACGCGGAGCGGCAGCAGCAGCAGCAGCGGUGGUACCAGCAGCCUUCCCUCCGCGUCGGAGGCUGCGGCGGCGGCAUUGCUUGCCGGGGGGGGCGGCAACGCCGGGCGCGGUGUGAUCACGACCGCCGCUGAGCUGUUUUGCGACAGUCCCUGCUGGGCCUUGGAGGCAUCCGCGCUGGCGACCCCGACUCAGAGGGAGAGGUCUUACUCGUCGUUUGGGGGCCGCGCGUUCGCUAGCGUGCCGGUUGGGGGCAACACGAUCAUAGAAAACCACGGCAUUUCUCCCUCGGGAUCAACGGGAAGCUUUUCCGCCAUGAGGUCGCAGCGCACUUUAGGCAGCGCGCCUACCCACUUUUCGUACCGGAGGGGGAGCAGCACGAGCGGAUGCUGGGAGAGAGGGAAGGGGGGGGGCGCGAGUGGCAGGAACGGGGGGGUGUCCCCGACAACGCCGAAGGGGGGCACCCGCCAUCACCGUCGGUCGGGCUUCUCCACCACCACCAGCACCAGCUCCUCGCUCUCUUCGUUCUCGGCGGCUGCGGCAAUGGCAGUGCCCGGAGAGCGAGCUAGCCCUCGUCCAAGCCCUAGUCCGAGGGGGAGAGGGGUCAUCACUCCGAGAGGGACGUCGGGUCAGAGGAGCUCCUGGGGAGGGUCCCCCUGCUCGGGAGGAGGCUGGAGGAGCGGACCGACGACCCCUCGCCAGAACGGGACCACCACGGUGUCGUUCGUGGCCCCAUCCCCCGGCACCCCUGCGAGGAAGGGUCCCGGCUGGCAGGCACGCGGAGGGAGCAGCCCUCUUUCCAAGGGCCAUCGCCACGUGACACAGGAGCAGCAGUUUUCCUCCUGUCCGGGAGGUGGCAAGGCGGGCGGCGGGAGCACUGCGGCGGCUGCCUGCAACGCGAUCGCGAAGACGGCGGCCGGUUCGGGUUGGGUGCGGCCCGGCUUUCAAUUGGCCGCUGUUGCUUCCGAGGCUACUGCUGCUGAGCGGUCGGAAGGAAGAGGAAAAGUGGCUGCAUCUCGCAAGACCAAGGAUCACCAGCAUCAUCACAAAUAUCCCAAGUCUCCGAAGAUGAAGAACGACGGCCGAGCCGCCGACACCGAGACAACGGGCAGCAGCCUUGCGGGGCCAGGCCAAGGGAUCGACCGCCGAAAACGCCACCUGCACACCUUCAACUCCGGCACCCGACGGUCAUCCAGCAGCCAACACGACCAGCACCAUCGCGAGCAGCACCCCAAGUCCCCCCUUUCACGCCCUUGGAGCUCUUCCAGCAUUCCCAGCCCGAAUCAGCUUGCGGCCCUGGAGCGCGAGGUGGAGAUUUGCUCUGCCCGCGUGGCCCGUACCGCCGGGUAUGUCCGAUUCAGCGUCGCCGCCAAGGCGGGCGGAAGCGGUGGCGGCAGCGGCAGCGGCAGCCGCAGCGGCAGUAGCGUGUUUGCCGCGGUUGACGAGGACGAGGAGGAGAUGGACUUUCCGCCUUCGCCGCCCUCUAGCGGCUCCACGGCCUGUGGCUGUGCUUCGGAUGGCGGCGGUGGUGCUGAUGCUGCGGGGAGAGCGACAGACCGAGAUGCCAAGAAGACGAGGACGACGGAUAUGCCCACGACUCACAACGUGAACGUCAACGGCAACGUCAACGGCAACGGCAACGGGAACAGAGAGGUGGUCGCGGGCGGGAAGAGCGGGGCGGCAACGGGAAGGGCAACUGACAAGAACGGCUCGGCGCCCGCGGAUCACCCGGCGCCACUCCGACGCGCUGCCACCGGCAAGACCGUCGCCGCGGCGAAAUCGGCGUGGGAGAAGGCAGGAGAGGGAAGCGCCGCCGCUGCCGGUGGUGUCAAGAGCCGGGGAGCGGGGAAAGUAGCGCAGCACCUGUCUACAUUGGCGAGGAUAUCGCCCGGGAUCCAGGCGCUGAUGGCCAACUACGACGCAGCCGCUAGACCGGUCACCCCGGGAAUGAAAACGCCGCUGUCGACCACUCCUGCCAAGCCGGCUGGAUCUGCAGCUCCUUCCAAAACUGCCGCCUGCGGCGGCGGCGGCAGCGGCGGGCGGGGUGCGACAAGUGCAGGAGCAGCAUCACCCGACGACCGUGAAGUGUUUCCGGCUGGGGCUGCAAAGGAUGCGGCAACGCCCACGCCGGCGGUGCCCCAAGCGACGAGCGUGUUCGCUUCUACCCCCGCGGGCGGCGCGAUGCGCGACAUCUCCGUCGGCGUCGCCGGGUUCGCCUCAGUCUUCAAGUCCUUUGAAGGGAGGGGUGCUGCUGCUCCGGUACGGACGACCCCAAGGUCGCAGCAGCAGCAGCAACAGCGUCGGAGCAAGCACCGCAAUGACGCGGGAGAGAUACGCUGCGCGAUGCGGGGACAUAGGCUAUCCCUCAAACAUGCGCUGGAUGCGGAAGCGGCGGCGGCGGCGGCGGGAUCCGCAGCGAAGGGGCAAGAAGUGUCGGUGGACCGGGCGAGGGACGGGCGGAGUCGCGCGGGGUCGUCGGUGCAGCGACGGAGGUCGUUGUCGGCAUGCUCCAAGGACAAGGUGUUUGGAGUGCCCUUGAUCGGGCUGAUGCAGCAGGGGGAACAGGUUCCUUGGGUGGUGAAGCGCUUCGUUGAUUUCCUCAGCAAGUUUGGACUGGAGUCGGUUGGACUGUUCAGACUGGCCGGAGACGGGAUGGACUGCGCCGACCUCAGAGAUGCGCUCGACAACGGCAAGCAGGUGUGCUGGGACCCGAUAGACCCGAUAGACGAGGCGGAAGGGUCAACAGGGGCCACAGACUGCGCUUCGUCCUCGCUCAUGGACGUGAACAUGGUGGCCCAGCUGCUCAAGGCCUUCUUUAGAGAGCUGCCAGAACCCUUGGUCCCCUUUAGCGCAUACAGCAAGGUGAUCGCCAUCGCCAAGGCCGCGGGCGUGGCCGACGCUCGUUGGGUGCAGGCGAUGAAGAGCAUCCUUUGGGGUAUCCCCAUCGCCAACUACAACUGCCUCAGGUUCCUGUUCGAGUUCCUCCGCGAAGUGGCCAUGCACAGCUCCACCAAUCGGAUGACUUCUGAGAACCUGGCCAUUGUGUGGGCCCCGAACCUGCUCCGUCCCCAGGACGACGAUCCGUUCGCGGUUCUCAGAGACCUUCGGUUUCAGAUCGAGACGGUGCGUUGGAUGGUCGAUUGCUGCGAUCAGCUGUUCGACGACUGACGAUUGAUUGAUGAAGCUGAUGUUGCAGGGUACUAGUAUUCCUUGGUGGUGUCGGCGCGGGUGGUUGUUUUUGGUUGUUUUGUUGUGACGUAAUCUGACGUCAGUGAGGGUUGAUGUUGUUUGGGGGUGAGGCUUGAGUUGACCCAACCAGCUACAGGUACAAGUAGAUGUCUUUGUCUUGGUGCGCUCUCCGUGCAAUCUUUGGGUUAUCUUUUCGUCCCCUUUUUUGCUUUUCCUUUUCCGGUGGUUGGGUUGGAAGUUCGUACGGUAACGAUAGCGCUAACCCUCCGUAGUGACCCCGGUAUCAUAGCAUGCGUUCCCAAGAUCCACGGGGCUAAGGGGAAUGGGAAUGAUAGUAGGGAGGCUGGACGAUAGCGCCAAGCUCCCCCCCCCCCCCUCCUCUUCAGAGAACGGACUGUUUAUUCACUCUACUUCACUGAGAGAAAGCUACACGCUUUUCAGUCGUCCAUGCAAAUUUCGGGCCACAAAAGUAAGCGAAGUGUCAUAUUAGAGCGUUUUGAUUUGUCAGGGUGCCAAAGAGCGGCACGAUCGUUUUGAUUUGUCAGGAUGCCAAAGAGCGGCACGAAUCAUACUGGUGUGGGCGAGCGGGAGGGUUGAGAAAAAGUAAGGUGUGAUGUGGUCCCCCGCCAAGGUAGGCACAAAGUGAGAGUACGUCGGGCCUGUUGGCAGUGCAUUUAUAAUCACGUUACGUUAUCACAAGUGAUGCAGACAGUAGAAGCUCGGUAUGUCAACUUUUUUGCGGUCUCUAGCUUUUCUAAUAUGGAAAAGGUUUGCUGGCAUUCUGUGCAGCCCGGCAGUACUGCUGUCGCACGGCGUAGAGAACGGUUGUGACGUCUGUGCAGGGCUGCUCUGUGCAAUGGUCCACCCCGUGCACAAUCAUGGAAGUGCCCUCCCGGUUCCUUCGGUGAGCUGGAAAAAUUGACAAGAGUCAGCCCGGGUUUCAUGAUUGUGUUUCAUUGAAUGGUAUUCAUCCCAAGUACGCGACGAGGACAAAAGUAGCAAGGGUUGCGUUCCUCCUCCUUUCCGUCGUGCAGGCAGGGCGGGGAAGAGGUGCGUGGUGCAUUAGGGGAAGGAAUUACAUGAGUCCAAGGCGAGGAAUCAAAUUGAUUAGAGCGAGGUGAAGGUAAACGAGGCGGUUGGGUGUGAUGUUUGAGGUCUCUGAAGGUAGCAAGUUUCUGUCCCUUUCCUGGACUGCAGGAGCCGAGCUUGACCGCCUGGUGGUACAUAGCACUGUCAUGGGGGUAGAUGACUGUAGGCCUGGCCUGGAUGGGUGGGAAAGGCCCUUCCAAAUCUGUGAUAUCUGUGAUAGUGGAAAGGUCGAAUGUCGGUAGUGGUUGUUUUUUGUGCGUUUUCUACAUAGCGUUGCGCCCUUUGUGAUUGGCAUCUGUUGUAUUUUUUCAUUUCACGUGUUUUAUAUGCAUAGUCUAGAUGUGCUAUAUUUUCUUUUCUUUUCACUUGUUUUCGUUCAAAAUAUGCAAAUGUCCAUGUCGCCGUUGCGUCCGUGUCAAAAGAGAGCUUGUAUUUUGUUUUUUUCCAAGUUCUGUUCUCCUGUUUUCGGAGGCGGUCAUUUAUAAUUUUUGUUGGAUUUUGUUGCUGCCUUGCCACAAGGUUUUGUAGUCCGUCCUGUGUCGGUAAUCGCCUUUCGCUUCCGCCUUUAUUGUGUGUUUUUCAGUUUAUAUGAACGCUUUUUUGGUGCUUUCACGUAGUCAGUGUAGAAGCCUUGAUGGCGGAUGGUGGAUGUGUAUAGGUAGGUGUGGUCAUGUCUGGUUAUAGUCUAUCUUGUUGCGUCGGCUCAACUCCUGCUGGGCGAACUGUACGCGCCUGCAGUUGGCAGUAUGCGGAGAAACAGGGGUAGAGACAGCGGUAGCUUGGCCUCUUUUGUGUAUCGUGUGCAGUGAAGAAAGUUGUUGCCAGCGGUAUGAUAUGGGUUCGCAGAGAUGAGAUGAGAAAUACACCGGUUUAGUUUAGUGAACAAGCUCCGGGUCGGUUUACAUUUUUAUGGCGGCGGUCGCUUGUCGGUGUCUUGUAUGGAGUGGCAGCUACAUUCCUUCCCUUUUUUUAUUCUCUUUGUUGGCGUGCAUUUUGUUGUUGUUGUGGCGUGCCGCCGGUGUAUCUGUAUAUCGCUUCCUUCCCCGGAACGUGCUUGCCCAAGGACGGUUACGUUUACGACACGGUAUUAAUUAUCGCAAAUGUGAAGCUUAGAGAAUGAAUGAAUGUACUUACGCAAUCAUGGAAACCGAUGUGGCGAUUGAUGCGCUUGGGGGAUGGCGGGUGCAUCUAGACAUGAAGCUACUGCUAUGUAUAGAGCUGCUGCGGUGCUAUAUGAUAUUUGGCUUGCCUCGGUGCGCGUGCCACUGGCUGGCCUUUUUUACAGUAGAGGGUUGUUGCGUAGUUGAGUUGGCUUUGGCCUGUUGUUUCUUGGCAGGGCCCUUUUUGUAGCUAUCUGUAUCGCUGUCGCCGUGCUUUGUUCUUGGUUGCUCAGGUUUGAAUGUUUUGGAUGUGGGACAGGAUUAGGCGUAACCCGCUCAGGUAUAGUCUAUAUACCAUAUGACGCUACAGCAUUUUGUGUUCAUUGCUGCACUGUGGCGGGGUCAGGUUCUUGUGCACAAACAACACCGGUGUAUCACCGACAAUUUUAUGUACCGACAAGCUGUUGUCAAUCGCGGUCGUCUUGAGGCAGCGGCAGGUGGACGGAGGGUGGGUGGCUCGGUAAUUUCGGCGGCCGCCAUGUGUACGACAUCGUCGGCACACGUGGCACGUCGUGACCGCUAGUCUCGCGGUUUCAGGGCAAGAUUUCGUUUGUAAGUCUGGUGGCGCUAAGCUACAUGCCAAAUAGUGUGCCUCCGGCGGCCGUUGGUUGCCGAGGUUUAUCUGUUGUGCUGUUACGUGUACCUGGUACUCUAUUUUCAAGUGUGAGUGUAACGCUUCUCUGGUUAGCGCUGCUUGUAACGGUAAUAUUGUCACCUUUUAGCUUUGUGUGUGCUCUGCACCUUCCCUGCUGUUCUGCCGAAGUGAGGGCUCGAGGGAACUGCGUGCAUAUAGUACUACUGUAGUUUUUGAAUAGUCUUGCCUGGUGAUAUCUUGCUUGUUGUAUAGUAUGUGCUGUACCCUCUCUUGCUCUCCCUGAAAUAAUCUGGAUUGGACAGAUGCAACGUGUGGACACUGAUUGUUGUCACGUUGUUUCCUAGUCUUUUCAUCGUUUCUGUUUUUUCCCCAGUGAGAGACGCUGCCAAACCUUGGGACAGAAAUCGUCUAUGGGUUAAGUCUGUAGUUUCGUGGUUUUGUAAUUGUAGGGGGAUGAUGGGUCUAACUCCGCACCUCUCUCUGCUUUCC
This is a messenger RNA of Ectocarpus siliculosus, 7323 nucleotides long. Lineage: Eukaryota; Phaeophyceae; Ectocarpales; Ectocarpaceae. The record is from the annotation of a GenBank genome assembly.